AUGGCAGACCCAUUCACAAUCAUCCGAACCGUUUCGGCCAUCCUGACGUUCGUUGAGUUCGCCGGCAAAUGCGUCAUGACGGCGAAGAACCUCCACCAGUGUGGGAAAACCGAUGAUAAUGCCCGGGACGAAAAUGUUGUGACGAAGAUGCAGGACCUUAUCGACACGGUCGGAUUAGAACGGGCUGCAAGGCCAACUUCGAAGGCAGAGGACGGCCUCUCUGAGAUCAUCGACGAGUGCGAAGUCCUGGGCGAAGAAAUUCUGAAGCUGUUGCGCAAGGCGACCAAGAGGGAAGGGAGUGAAAAGUCACGUCGCGAGACGCUACGGGCAACGUUUUCAGUCGUCUGGAACAGACGGAAGGUUGAAGAUCUGCAAAACAAGCUGCAGCGGUCAGAGACCGGUCAAAAGCUGGAGCAGAUCCUCGCCAUGCAAUCAUCUCACUCGAAUCAAGUAGAUUCUUUGCAUCAUUAUAUCAAAAACCUCUUGUCGCCAACCAAUCAAGAGGGCGUUCUUGAUAACCUGUCUUCCCUCGUCGGUCUUUUUGGGUCUAACGAUUCGAUAUUAGAGCAGACCAACCGACAACGGAUUCUUGACGCCCUACGAGUUCCGGAAAUGAGGCAGCGAUACGAUCAGCUGUCUGACGCAGCUCAAGGCACGUUUAACUGGCUCAUUCAAAGCUCGAAAAUACCUGAUCAUCCCGAGCUCCUUGUACCUCUCUCAACUUGGCUUUCAGAUGGCAAAGGGAUCUUUCACAUUUCUGGAAAGCCGGGGUCCGGCAAAUCUACUCUGAUGAAACUCGUUGCCGAAUCUAGAGACGCAGCAUCUUUGCUUGAUUCUUGGGCUGGAGAAGAAAAGUUCGUCAAGGCCAGCGUCUUUAUUUGGAAGUACGGAGAUGCCAUUCAGCGGACUGUCAAUGGAGUAUUUCCAAAAUACUGGGAGCCACGUCAGCACUCUCCAUGGCUGCCAAUGCCGGAUUUUCAUAUAGCACCUAAAGAUGUGCUUGAAGCGUUUGAACACUGCAUCGAUCCCAAGGGCCCAGCGCAACAUACACACAUCUGUCUCAUGUUGGAUGGUCUAGAUGAACUGAAUGAUCCGCACGAGUUACAUACGAGUUUUGUGCAACGACUGAUGAGAUGGAGAAAUGACAAUCCGGACAAGUUGAAAAUUUGUGUAUCCAGUCAGGAGGAGAACGCUUUUAUGAACAAAUUCCCGCCACAACAAAGAUUGAGACUACACAGUAUAACCCAAGGAGACAUACAACAGAUGGUCACUACAAGGCUGAACUUGCAUCCCCGUUUUCAGACCUUUUCGGAAAGAGACCGCCGCCUCUUUUGUUCUCGGAUUGUCGAGAAAUCAUCCGGAGUCUUUCUGUGGGUUAAAUUGGUUCUGGAUGAGAUCUAUGAGGACCUAUAUCAGCAGAGGUCUUUUGAGACGCCGCAGGCGACACUCAGUCAGGUUCCAGAAGAGUUGGAAGAUUACUUCUCCAGAAUCUUCAGCUCGAUACGCAAGACGGAUCGAAAAGAAGCCUCUUGCUUGUUUCUUCUUGCGUCAGAGUUCGAAUCUAUGCCUGCUCUGGUCUUUUCAUUCCUUGAAGAUAUCUUGACGCUUAGAAUGGACGACCAUCAAACCGACGAUCAUCCGAUGUUGUGGGAAGACUUGGAGCUCCGGCAUGCAAGCUUUGCAGCCCGUUUGCGAGGCCACAGCAGAGGCUUACUGGAGAUUGUUGGAGCAAAGCGUCCAGGCCAACAAAAAGAGAAUCGAUCUUUAUCUUCUUUAUCUUCUUUGGCCUGUGAAUCCAGCGCGAUGCCAAUGCAUCAGUCCAUCAAGGAUUGGCUUUUAUAUUCACCGCCGGAAACAUUCAAGGCGUUUUAA
Molecule: messenger RNA, 1872 nt
Organism: Colletotrichum graminicola M1.001
Lineage: Eukaryota; Fungi; Ascomycota; Sordariomycetes; Glomerellales; Glomerellaceae
Exons: 3
Coding region: 1-1872 (623 amino acids)
Source: RefSeq, a predicted model, not a curated record